UCAUCGGUGGUUCAAGCUCCCUGCCACCGUGGACGUCAGGCAAGAUGUGUUCAGAAGUUGAAAUAACAUAAAAACUGUUAUGAUUUAAAUAUCAAUUGAGUGAAAAUCAUAAAAAUAUGGAGUACUUCAAAAGUGGUUUAAAAUCGGUUCUAGGGAGCCCGGACCCUGACACACAGCCCACGGGAGCAGACACGGUUGAAAGACUAGUGGAUAGACUACAAUCCUCCAGUCUCCUGGAUGACAGGAGAGAUGCCUGUCGAGCCCUGAAAGCUCUCUCACGAGCUUACAGAGUUGAAGUGGGAGCCCAGGGAAUGGACACCCUUAGACAAGUCUUAGAAAUGGACAGAACAGACUGUGAGAUUGUUGGAGUUGCUCUUGAUACGUUGUGCAACAUCACGAGUCCAGAAACAUUCGAUGAAGAGGUUGACAAACACGGUCCGAACUCAAAAAUUGGUGAGCAAUUUACUGAGAUCUUCAUAAAGCAACAAGACAGCGUACCCCUGGUCUUAUCAUCCCUCGAAGACUUUGAUUUCCGGGUACGAUGGCCAGCUCUGAAAUUGCUGACCCACCUCCUUUCAAAUCGUCCAAAAGACAUUCAAGAAAUCAUUCUCGUUAGCAGAAUGGGCGUUUCCCGUUUGAUGGACCUCUUGAUCGACACACGCGAGGUCAUACGUAAUGAUGCCCUACUCCUCCUGAUCCAAUUGACAAAGGGAAAUGCGAAUAUACAAAAAAUUGUGGCAUUUGAAAAUGCCUUCGAUCGUAUUUUCGAUGUAAUAGCUCAAGAGGGUGGCGUGGAGGGUGGUAUUGUCGUCGAGGACUGUCUUCUGCUGAUGCUCAACCUAAUUCGCAACAAUGUCAGCAAUCAAAAUUUUUUCAAAGAGGGCAGCUAUAUCCAAAGAUUGACUCCCAUGUUCCAACUUCCCCCAGACGCCGAGGACACAUCCUUGUCGGGUUGGAGUCCCCAAAAAGUGGCCAAUGUCCAUUGUAUGGUACACGUAGUUCGGGCUCUGGUAGCCCCGAGCAAUCAGACCCAAAUGGUAUCAGCCUGCCAGAAGAUAAUGCACUAUUGUGGCCUUCUCCAGGCUCUCUGCGACAUACUGAUGGCCUCUGGAGUACCUGCAGAUGUCCUGACAGAAACAAUAAAUGCAGUGGCCGAAGUAAUCCGUGGAAAUAUUACGAAUCAGGAGUUUCUAGCUGGUGUAAUGGCGCCUUGUAGCCCUCCACGACCAGCCAUUGUCGUUCUCCUGAUGUCAAUGGUCAACGAGAAGCAGCCAUUUGUCCUCAGAUGUGCAGUUCUUUACUGUUUUCAAUGUUUUUUGUACAAAAACGAAGUGGGACAAACACAGCUGGUGCAGACUUUGCUGCCCCAGACCAAUGAGCUGCCUUCACUGACCACAGGUCAACUGUUGUGCGGAGGCUUAUUCUCACCCGAUCCCUUGUCAAAUUGGUUCUCAGCUGUUGCUCUUUCUCAUGCACUGAUCGAUAAUCUUAGCCAGAAAGAGCAGUUGUUGAGGGUUCUGUUGGCUACAAAUAUUGGAAAGCCACCAGUGACUCUUCUGCAACAGUGUGUGAUGUUACUUCAACAAGGUAACAAACCCCAAUGCAAACUAGGAUUACUCAUCCUUCUCUGCAGAUGGACUUCAUACUGUCCUGCAGCUGUUAAAAAAUUCCUAGCUAUUGAUUCAUCAAUAGCUUACCUCACAGCUUUAUUAUCCUCCCACGAGAAUAAUGAAGAUCUCCAGGAAAUAUUGAUCCAGAGCAUGUGCGCAUUGUUAAUAGGCAUUUGUGUACAUUUCAAUGAAGACGAUGUUCCCAAUUACACUAAGGAGAAAUUAUGUGCACUGAUAGAAAAUAGAAUUGGCCUUGAGAGAUUUCAAGACGCCAUUAGUGGUAUUUCGAGACACGAAAUUUAUUCAAGAACUCUUAAACAUCCUCAGCCAUCAGCCAGAACCUCAGCAGAUUUGCUGCUGGAUCAUGAUUUCUGCAGGCUCCUCAAGAGGAUCGAAGGUACCAUUUUGGAGACCGUAUUAAAAGGAUCACAUUCCAGUAAGGAUUUAGUUACAAGUCUCUCAUCAGCUGAUUCUGCCCUGGUUUCGCAGUACAAGGACGUGAUCAGGGAACAAGAUGUGCAAAUACAGAAUUUAAAGAUACAAAAUGGUGUUGUUAUGAGAGAGAAGGAGGAGUUAGAGGAGAGGGUGACGGAGUUGGAGGCAGAAGUGGGAAAUCUUAAGGACCAGAAUUUAGUUCUUCGAGCUGCGCAGAUUGAUUCGGGAGAAAAUGGGCGAAGUGGGAGAGGAUUGACGAACCAUACGGAGGACGAGGUGAAAAAAUACAGUGCGAUUGUCAAGGAGCUAGAGGAGAGACUUGCAAAUUAUGUUUUGAAGGUUAAAGAGUAUGAGGGAAGUGGUGAGAGGCUUAGAGAGAUGGAAAAGGUGCUGACGGAGAGGACUGAAGAGCUGGAGAAGGUGAAAAAGGAUCAAGAUGAUUUGCUGGAGUUGCUGGCCGAUCAGGAUAACAAAAUCAGUGUUUUUAAGGAGAGGCUCGUUGCUCUUGGAGAGAAAAUCGAGUCUGAAGAGAGCUCGGGGGAGAAUGAUACUGAUGAACAACCGGAAUCCAGUAAUUAAAGAGAUCGAGAACCAUCUGCACAAAUUAAUUAGUUGAAUAGUAAUAGGAGUCUUCGAUGUAGCAGUGAAGUGAUUUGAUGCAGCGACUUUUCAAAAGUUCUUGAGUAAAUGGGGGUUUAGGAUAAAAUAUCAAAAGGAAAUGUUUGCCGAGGGUGAAAUAUCAACUUGAUUUUACCCUCGGGGGAUUCCCUAUGUACUACGAUUUUUCAUUGUGAAAUACUUCGUCAGUGUUUAUAGACAGAAAUAAUUUCGUGAUGCGUUGGAGGCAGAAAAUUGUAAUCGUUGGGUACUUGGUACAUGAAGACAAAUCAGCAAAAUGUUGUACAUUGAAAUGGGCGUAAAGUCCAUUAAUACCGCACGAUAUCAAGUAUAUUUUUCUCAACAGAGAAUUUGCACUUUUAAGUAAUAUUUGAUUGACAAGAUUCAUAUGAUGGAAGAUUAAAAUCGAGAGAUGAAUGUACAAUAUAAUAGAAUGUCGAUUAAGAAUGAAUGUUUUUAAAAAAUAAAAUUAUGUUUUGUUGAACAAAAAAUUCUUCACUCAUCUUUUUUAACAUUCUACACGUGAUGAUGUACAUAAUGAAGAGACGGGACCGUCAAAAUCGUCGAAGACACAGCUGGAAAACGACUUGUGACAAAACCCACUACAUACAAUCUAAUUUUUCUGCCUCCCGCAUAUUGAAAUAUUUUUAUUACCUAUAAAUACACAGAAACUACCCCAAUAGAUGAGAAAAAGUUCCUUUAACUGGUUAAAAAACAUCAAAUUUAUCUCUAAAAGUUACCAACCCUUUGAAAGGCUAAUCUUAAUAUGGAAUUGGGGAGAAAUUAUGUACCUUGAUGUCUUUUGACUGUUUUUCCAAUGUCUCCAUUACCGAAAUGACCAAAAAUAAUAAAAAAAAAUGCGACACUGCUGCAGAAAUAAAUUUUAAAUGUUUUAAACC
Messenger RNA from Diachasmimorpha longicaudata, 3562 nucleotides. RefSeq names its product general vesicular transport factor p115 (gene p115). Gene Ontology annotation, cellular component: cytoplasm; Golgi stack; ER to Golgi transport vesicle membrane. NCBI's taxonomy places the organism in Eukaryota, Metazoa, Arthropoda, Insecta, Hymenoptera, Braconidae. The record is from RefSeq and is a predicted model, not a curated record. Gene Ontology annotation, biological process: intracellular protein transport; endoplasmic reticulum to Golgi vesicle-mediated transport; vesicle fusion with Golgi apparatus. The coding region runs from base 117 to 2624 and encodes 835 amino acids. The transcript has 4 exons.